Clonostachys rhizophaga is the source of this 1572-nucleotide messenger RNA. The record is from the annotation of a GenBank genome assembly. NCBI's taxonomy places the organism in Eukaryota, Fungi, Ascomycota, Sordariomycetes, Hypocreales, Bionectriaceae.
AUGAGCCCCCCCAUUAACUGUGCCACUAGGAAGAGGGUAGCCAUCAUUGGCAGUGGUUGCUCCGGUAUUGCGGCUCUUUGGGCCCUGAACAGGACCUACCAUGAUGUCUAUCUCUACGAAGCUGCAGACCGCUUGGGUGGGCACACAAACACUGCGCAAUGGAAGGCUGGCCGAUAUACGGCGGCCGUCGACACAGGCUUCAUUGUCUUGAACACUGCCACGUAUCCCAAUUUUCUGGGGUUUCUGGAAAAGUUGGGAGUCGAAACCGAGCCUGCCAAGAUGAAAUUCUCUGUGUCCCGGGACAGAGGCGUAAUGGAAUGGGUUUGCGGGACUACUCUUGGAUCAGUCUUUUGCCAAAGAAGGAACAUAUUCUCUCCAAGGAUGUGGCGAAUGUUAUUUGAUAUCAUCCGUUUCAACCAGUUUGCCUUGGAUUUGCUUCUAGAAGAAGAUGCACGCUUUGGGAGGCAUAGAAAUGGUUCCGCCAAGUAUGCCGGCUCGACUGAGAACAUUGGCGAUUAUCUCGAUCGCGAGGGUUAUUCCGAGGCCUUCAGGGACGACUAUCUACUUCCACUCAUCGGAGCCCUCUGGAGCACAAAUCCGGCAAAAUCUCCUUUGGACUUCCCCGCGAAAUCGCUGGUGCGCUUCUUAUGGAACCAUGACCUCUUAACAAGUAUUGCAGAACGGCCUCAGUGGCGCAUCCUCAAAGAAGGAUCGCAGUCAUACGUCGAUGCCGUCAUGCGGGGCUUCCCCCCGAAUCAUCUUUUCCUCAAGACGGCUGUGAGACACCUUGCCAAUGAUGAUGAUGGCCGAGUGCGGUUACACCUGGAAAAUGGCAAAACAGAAGUAUUCGACCAUGUCAUCCUCGCAACCCAUGGUGAUCAAUCGCUUUCUAUAAUCAACCCCUCUGCAACUGAGCAGGAGCGUUCUAUUCUUUCGUGUUUCCAGACUCUACAGGUUGAAGCUGUCCUACACUCGGACCCGACUCUGAUGCCCCGAAGACAGAAGGCCUGGUCCAGCCUAAACUACCUUACGCUUUCCUCACCAAACCCCAGGCGUAAACUGGGGAUAAGCAAAUUAUCCCUGACAUAUGACAUGAAUCUUUUGCACCACAUCCCCAAGACCACCUUUGGUGAUGUGUUUUUGACUCUAAACCCCCUUCACCAACCGCGCCGGGACUUGACACGGGGUCGUUACUACUACAGUAGUCCGCAAUACACUGCAGCUUCCAUACGCGCACAGAGCCUGCUGGGGACAAUUCAGAAUAAGCGCAACAUCACUUACGCUGGCGCAUGGACUGGGUAUGGCACACACGAGGAUGGGUUCAGCAGUGGGCUAUGGGUCGCACAGGAAUAUCUUGGUGCCAAACUUCCUCUCGAGUUCAAGAACCCUACAGAUAUCAAAGAGAGGAGGCCGAAGCUGGGACUUUUUGAUCAUCUGCUGAGGUUCUUCAUCCUACUCAUUCAGGUAUUUGUUGUUCAGAUUUUGGAGAGGCUUGUUGGAUCAAGAAGGCCCAUUUCAAAGCCAGUGAACGGCUUUGCAAACUCAGGAAAGCUCAAUGGGAAAGCCGCGUAA